GCCGGGGCGGGGCGGGGCGUGCGCGUCAGUCCGGCUAGAAAAGGCGGCGCCCGGCCCGCCCGAGGACCGCGCUCGCCGUCGGCCCGACGCCGCCAUGAGCGCCGCGCUCUUCAGCCUGGACGGCCCGGCGCGCGGCGCGCCCUGGACUGCGGAGCCCGCCGCCUUCUACGAGCCCGGCCGCGCGGGGAAGCUGGGUCGCGGAGCCGAGCCGGCCGCGCCCGCCAUGUACGACGACGAGAGCGCUAUCGACUUCAGCGCCUACAUCGACUCCAUGGCCGCCGUGCCCACCCUGGAGCUGUGCCACGAUGAGCUCUUCGCCGACCUCUUCAACAGCAACCACAAGGCGGGCGCCCUGGAGCUGCUGCCCGGGGGCCCCGCGCGCCCCGCGGGCCCCGGCCCCGCGCCGCGACCGCUCAAGCGCGAGCCCGACUGGGGCGACGGCGACGCGCCCGGCUCGCUGCUGCCCGCGCAGGUGGCCGCGUGCGCGCAGACAGUGGUGAGCCUGGCGGCCGCCGCGCAGCCCACUCCGCCCGCGUCUCCCGAGCCGCCGCGCCGCAGCCCCGCGCCCCCAGCUCCCGGGGCGGCGCGCGACAAGGCAGCGGGCAAGCGGGGCCCGGACCGCGGCAGCCCCGAGUACCGGCAGCGGCGGGAGCGCAACAACAUCGCCGUGCGCAAGAGCCGCGACAAGGCUAAGCGGCGCAACCAGGAGAUGCAGCAGAAGCUGGUGGAGCUUUCGGCCGAGAACGAGAAGCUACAGCAGCGCGUGGAGCAGCUCACGCGGGACCUGGCCGGCCUGCGGCGCUUCUUCAAGCAGCUGCCCGGCGCGCCCUUUUUGCCCGGCGCGGGGGCGGCGGACGCGCGGUGACGCGGGGGGCGUGCGGGCUGCGGCCGCAGUGCCUGGAACCGCCGUGCCGGACCCCCGGGCGGGGCCGGGACUCGGACAGCUGCCGCGUGGACCCUAAGUUACUGUGACGGCAGCUUCUCUGCAUCCUACGCCCGAGGAGGCAGCUAAGGUACAUUCGUUAGAGAGACUUUUCGGACAAACCUUUGUACUGUAGAUACGAGGAAAAGACUGAGCAUGCUCACUUUUUUAUACUGAUUUUUACAGUAUUUGUAAGAAUAAAGGCGUGUUAGACCCA
Molecule: messenger RNA, 1139 nt
Organism: Orcinus orca (killer whale)
Lineage: Eukaryota; Metazoa; Chordata; Mammalia; Artiodactyla; Delphinidae
Gene: CEBPD
Product: CCAAT enhancer binding protein delta
Exons: 1
Coding region: 95-865 (256 amino acids)
Biological process (GO): regulation of transcription by RNA polymerase II; DNA-templated transcription; regulation of cell differentiation
Molecular function (GO): DNA-binding transcription factor activity, RNA polymerase II-specific; RNA polymerase II cis-regulatory region sequence-specific DNA binding
Source: RefSeq, a predicted model, not a curated record